Messenger RNA from Paralichthys olivaceus (Japanese flounder), 321 nucleotides. Lineage: Eukaryota; Metazoa; Chordata; Actinopteri; Pleuronectiformes; Paralichthyidae. The record is from RefSeq and is a predicted model, not a curated record.
CUGAGUUCAGCCGGCGAGGAGGCCAGAAAACAGAUGCGUAUUUGUGAGGGUCUGGUUGACUCACUGCUCUACGUCAUCAAAGCCUGUGUAAACACCUCUGACUUCGACAGCAAGAUUGUGGAGAACUGUAUUUGCACUCUAAGGAACUUGUCGUAUCGUCUGGAGCUGGAGAUGCCGCCGUCCCGGCUGAUCGGGGGGCAGGAGCUGGAUGGCUUACUGGGCAACGAGUCGCCCUGUAAAGAGAUGGACUCCAGCUGCUGGGGCAGGAAGAAGAAGAAGAAGAAAAAGAGCUUGCAGGAAGACUCGAUUGCAGACAAAUAA